Messenger RNA from Hermetia illucens (black soldier fly), 550 nucleotides. RefSeq names its product probable salivary secreted peptide. The coding region runs from base 112 to 489 and encodes 125 amino acids. Lineage: Eukaryota; Metazoa; Arthropoda; Insecta; Diptera; Stratiomyidae. The transcript has 2 exons. The record is from RefSeq and is a predicted model, not a curated record.
GAUUUUGCAACGACAACGGCGAUUUAGUGUGCCACCCAUCAACGUUGAACAAUUACAUCUGAAUCAAAGCCAAUCGCGGAUAUCUUAAUUUUCUAAAAUAUCUAAUUUAAAAUGAAAAAUCUUCCCUUGUUGGGCUUAAUUCUUCCGUUGAUCUGCUCCUAUAUCUCCGUGGCUACAGCACAAAGCCACAACGUAACCUGGGGUAUGGUAGGUCCAAACGAUACACUUUUGGAGCGAGAAAUAGUUACGAAGAAAUACAAGUUCCUCCGAAUUAUAGAUGAAGAGUUUGCGUAUCCAAGAGAGAACUUCAGCAACGACUAUAUAAUUACUGCAGUUCGCGUUACGGAUCUGUACACUGACGGCGAUGGCGGAUAUGCUAUGUUGACAAGUGGUGGACCAGGAGUAAAAUAUGUCACGAUUAAUCUAAAAUCUCAACGGACCCACGGAUUUAAUUUCAUUAUUGAAGUAUUUGGACGGGAAGACAAAUAGACAUACAAAUCCAUAUAACCUUCGUACCUUUGUGAAUAAGUGAAUAUUGUUGAACUAGUGU